CCACUGGUUAUCCAUAUUUUCAGCUUUCUUUAAAUAACUUACCAAGUCUCAUGCUUACGACACACAAAUUUCUACUUCAGUCAAAAGAAUUUGAUACAUGGUUUUGACUUGAAGAUUGCUUGUAAUUAGAUUUUUAAUUGUCACUGAAAUGAAAGAAAAGGGCAUUAAAAAAAAUAGCAGACAGGUUACGUCGAGCCAAAAUGAAACUUGAAGAGCUGUAUUCUCCCAACGCCAUAACAAUUUAACCCCUGUUAAUCAUUUCAAUUUAUUAGAUCGUAAUGUAUCUUUGGCAGUUGACACAGGCAUCUCGCAAAAAAUCUGAGUUUUAUGUGCAGUUAAACAACAACAAGAAGAAUCUACGAAGGAAGAGCAAUGUCUCAAAACUGCGGAAGCCAUUAACUCAUUUAUGUUGAAUUUGGAAGAGGAAGAUAGUAAAAGCAGUAGACUAAUUGUGAUUUCUUAUGCUUUGAGAAUAUCAGGAAUUCUCUGCUGUAUUUAACUGCAGAAAAUUGCUUUAAUUACCAGUGGGUUGAAUUUGUGGAAGGUUCGUAAUGGAAUCUUCUCCACGAACUUCUCGCAGGUUCAAAAAAUCGCAGUACGAUGGGCAGGCUCCUGUAAAGGAUGAACCUGCAGAUAUUUACUCCACGGUCGUCAUUCACGAUGACGUGGGAGCUUCCGACGAAGGAAGUAAAUUUAGGUCAUCAAAGUUUGGAGAAUCUGAAGACAUUUACGCAACAAUGGUGUACAAAGAAGAGCAGGAAGACUCUUCCUUGCCUCCGCUGCUUCAGAGAUUACCCAAGGAUUUUGGUGCAGUCCACGACGACGACGACGACGAAGACAUGUUCUCUACAUUUGUGGUGAAACCUGACGAACCGUCUUCUUCUUCUUCUGGUUUGUAUUUGAGCGGAGGAAGCCGAGGCCCUUCUUCCACCAGAUAUUUCGGAGGAAGCCCUUCUGUGAGAAGCCCUAGAAGAGAAAGUCCCAGGGUUGCCUCUGCUGCUGCUAAUGACGAUGCCUAUUCCACCAUGAUAUUCAAAGAUGAUUUUUAUUCUACUAUGAUAAAGAAAGACGAUGUAUACUCUACGAUGAUACAGAAGGAUGAAGAUACAUUUUCGACUGUGAUCCACUGGAGUGGGGAAGGGGCUUCGCCAAUGUCUGACAUAAGUAAGGCAGUGGAGAGUAUGCGGCAGAGUGGAAAUCACGAGAAGAAAGGGACAGAUAUGGAUAGGGCAGGUAAUGGUAAAUUGCAUGAAGCAAAGAAAAGAUCAACUAGUCCUGUUCCUGACAAUGUGAUUCGGGAAGACCCCUCUACAAAGUACGAGUUGCUGGACGAGCUUGGCAAAGGGUCUUAUGGAGCUGUUUAUAAAGCUAGAGAUCUGAAAACUUCAGAAUUGGUUGCCAUCAAAGUGAUUUCAUUAUGUGAAGGGGAAGAGGGUUAUGAGGAGAUACGCGGAGAAAUUGAAAUGCUACAGCAAUGCAAUCAUCCAAAUGUAGUGCGAUACCUUGGAAGUUAUCAAGGCGAGGACUGUCUCUGGAUAGUUAUGGAGUAUUGUGGGGGAGGAAGUAUUGCUGAUCUGAUGAACAUCACCGAUGAGCCUUUGGAGGAGCAUCAAAUAGCUUACAUUUGUAGGGAAGCUCUCAAGGGAUUGUCAUAUUUACAUUCGAUUUUCAAGGUUCACCGAGACAUAAAGGGUGGCAACAUAUUACUUACAGAACAGGGAGAAGUAAAACUUGGUGACUUUGGUGUUGCUGCACAACUGACCAGGACCAUGUCAAAACGCAAUACAUUUAUUGGCACUCCACACUGGAUGGCUCCUGAAGUAAUUCAGGAGAGCCGCUAUGAUGGAAAGGUGGAUGUAUGGGCACUGGGAGUCUCUGCGAUUGAGAUGGCAGAGGGACUUCCUCCUCGAUCCAAUGUACACCCAAUGAGAGUACUGUUCAUGAUAUCAAGUGAACCUGCACCCAUGCUUGAGGACAAAGAAAAGUGGUCUCUUGUCUUCCAUGAUUUUGUUGCUAAAUGCCUUACAAAAGAGCCUCGUCUACGGUCUACAGCUACUGAACUGCUGAAGCACAAGUUCAUUGAAAAAUGCAAAGGCAAAGCUUCUUCAAUGUUGCCAAAGAUUGAGAAGGCAAGGCAAACAAAAAUUGAGAUGGCUACACAAGCAUUUGCUCAAGGGCCAGGGACGUCAUCUUCAGGGGGAGGACAAUGGUCUUGGGAGAAAGGACAGACACUGAAAAUGAAUGAAAGUUAUGGAGGGACUGUGCUAAUAAAGUCUGAUAAAGUUGCCCUUCUAGAAGUAACAGGGGAGAGAACUCAAGCUAGCAUUGCUGAAGGACCAGUCACGGUUCCUGAUGAAGAGGCUCAAACAGAAGGUGAGUUUGAGACCAUCGUUGUUCACAAAACUGCUUCACCAGCUCUGUUAACAAAGAAUAUUUCUAGUAUGAACCCUACAACCACAUCUGUGGAUGUUGAAACAUCUAAACUGGAUACUGCAUUGGCUAGUUCAAAAUCAAGGGCUGAGAUGACAGAUGUUGGAUCUAAGGCAGCCUCAUCAAUCCUUGGGAUAGUAUUAGGAGCUUCACAUGAUCUAGAUGCUUCAAUUUCUCCCAGUUCACCAAGUCCACAUUCUCAUGGAAAGACACUUCCUAGAAAGAAACAAGGAGAUGAUAGUGAAGCUCAGCCAAGUCCUAGUAUAGUUGGAGGCACGCUAAAGAAUUCUGCUACUGUUGGUCGCCAAGGGUUUGCUCUACAAGACAAGCUGUCAUCUAUAUAUGCUGCUGGUAAUACAGUGCCAAUCCCAUUUUUGAAAGCCACAGAUAUAUCUCCCAUUGCUUUGAUAUCAGAUAAUAUGUACGGUGAAGGGGAACCAGACCACAGUGGUGCUAUUGCAUUGGAAGCAAUUCAAGAGCUCUACAAUGGUGUAAGCCUUGGUGAUGGACAGCUGUGGAGAGGAAGAAAGCCUCCAAAUAAUGAGAACUUAUUUGUACAUGGGUUUACUCACAUCAAUGAAUUUGGUGGUAUCUAUGAGUGUCUACAGAUGCCUCUUCCUCCAAGUGUGUGCCAAAGACUUGCUACAAGUCCAACACUGCUAAAUCUUGCAAGAGCUCUGGCCUAUCAUAAAAUGUGCUACGAGGAAAUGCCACUGCAAGGAUGGCAAGCUGCACAAGAGCAACGGACUAUUCAAAACCUCUCUGAUACACUCAGAACGAUAUUGCGCUUAUGAUUGGAUGCUCAGAUUCUGACUGAUUUUCUUAUUAACAUAUCUGGUGUUUAUCUUUCACGGGUUAGUGCCAACUUUAGUUGCUGAAUUAAGAGUUUUGCAUUCAAUUAGGAAGUAAUUGAGUGAGCUUUUUCUGUACUGUAGUUAGAAUGUAGGAUACUAUACCAUAUAUAAAGGGCUUAGUCAACUAGAUUUGCAUCUAGAAUCAUGUUUAAGGCUAUUUCAAUCCUAAUGGUUGUAAUUUUAGCCUAAAUGUGGUUCCAAUUUGUACGUUAGCAUGUUCCUUCAAUAGACUAUUAUAUAAAAAGUUUCGUCAA
This is a messenger RNA of Cryptomeria japonica (Japanese cedar), 3538 nucleotides long. RefSeq names its product serine/threonine-protein kinase 1. Bases 552 to 3224 code for a protein of 890 amino acids. The record is from RefSeq and is a predicted model, not a curated record. NCBI's taxonomy places the organism in Eukaryota, Viridiplantae, Streptophyta, Pinopsida, Cupressales, Cupressaceae. The transcript has 18 exons. Gene Ontology annotation, molecular function: ATP binding; protein kinase activity. Gene Ontology annotation, biological process: intracellular signal transduction; protein phosphorylation; regulation of MAPK cascade.